GUAAUUCAAACUCAGUGUUAUUCGAGGAUUGUCGCAAUUUUCCACUGUGCUAUUCGCGACUUCUUGCAAUUCAAGUACCGUGCUAUUCAAGGGAUGCCUGUACACAUAUAUCUGAUUUCUCGCUAGAUUUCUCGAAUGAAGAUCAACCUGUUGUAUUAUUAUUCCUCUCGAUAAGAUAAAGACUCUGUUAUUAAUUAUUCUAGUCAGAUAAACAAAAAAUAUAUAUAUAUAUAUAUAUUAUUUUGUUUUUGCAUAAAGGUAGUGCUAAUCUAAAAGAAAGAUUGACAGAGAAAAAAAAAUGGUAAAAAUGUAAAGUGGUAUAAUAAGAAGGAGAUGAAAUAACCAUUGCCAUUCAGUUGAAUACCAGUAAGCUAGCAGUGAACUAUGAGUCAACAAGAAAUAGAUAAGUUUUCGUGGGAAGUGGAAAAUAAGAAAAUAAAAGAAAAGGAAAAUAAUGAAGUUGAAGAAUUCAAAUUGAUUAUUGACAAGUUAUACGAUAUAAAUCUUGACAGUAAAUAUGUCAAUCGAAAUUAUAAAGAAAUAAAAAAGAAAAUCGAAUAUAUUCUUGAGAAAAAUGUGAAUUCUACGUCAGAUAUUCACAAAAAAUUGUUUUAUUUCUUAUAUUUACCACCUGAUAAUGAUAAAGCAGUUUUGGAGAAACCAGAUUGGUUAGAUAUGGAAAAAUUUGAAAAAGGUCAACAGUUUGCUCGUGAUAACCUAGCUGCAAUAUUUUUAGGACAGUUUUAUGGUUUAAUGAGUUUGCAUUGCGAUCGUGAUGGCUUGCAGACUUUGAUAAUGACACAAAAAUCUCAUACACCUUAUUUAGCCUUCAAAAGGUAUUUAGACACGGCUGAAUGUCUUCGCAAUUGGUUCACGGGAAAUCCUUGGUGUGAAGAUACGAAAUCUCAUAAAGAUAUUCUAAAAGUGAGAAAGAUGCAUUUAAAUGUAAGAAGAAAACUCGAAGAAACCGACAAAAUGAAAAUAAGAGAAAUUUCUACUAUAAAUAACCCUUACUGUCCUUUUUUUCGACCUAUUGUGGAAGAUUUUUCUACGAAGAUGCCUAAAGAUCCGAUCACGGAUUAUUGGUACGAAAAAUAUAGACAAAGUGGUGAUUUACCUACAACCAAACGAAGAAGUAUUAAUCAAAUGGAUUUAAGUUAUACUCUUUUCGGUUUUAUGGGCUUUAUAGUACUUUAUCCCAGUUAUUUUGGAAUUCAUGAGAAUGUCGAUGAGAAUUUGGAAAAUUUUUGUUACCUUUGGAGAUGUCUCGCUUAUCUCUUGGGAGUUAACGACGAAAUUAAUAUGUGUUAUGGUAAUUUGGAAGAGAUAAGAAAGCGCUGUCAAGAUUAUAUCGAUGAAAUGGUCAAGCCUGCUUUACGACGAGUUAACCCAGAAUAUGAACAUAUGAUAAGAUGCAUCAUCCAAGGACAUCGUUACUUUUUAAUAACUCCGAGCUUUGAAACAAUGCUAUUGCUAUUUGCCGAUUUAUUGGAUCUUGAAAUGCCGACUUUUUACUCCUCCUUGACGUUUUAUCAAAGGAUCACAUUCUAUUUUACCAACAUCAGCACUAGUCAAGACAUCAUGUGGACUCCUUGGACAGUGGCAGUGGUUUAGGUUGGUUAAGACCCACAAGACCACAUGUCAAUAGUGCCAUUGAUGUCGCUGGCUUCCUAUCACAGGUUUGUAAUCCCAUUAAAAAUGAUUUAAUAUUAACUUAUCCUAUUCUAUUGACAAUAAAUCCGUAUUUAAACGAGCUUCAAACCAUUUACAGCUUUAAUCUAACCCAUUAGAUCAUUAAUGCUACUUACUGUUUCUCGAUAUACUUCUUCCACCCUUUCCCUGAGCCUUUCUCUUACCUCUCUCUUCUCCAUUUCCCGAAACAGUACUUUCCGAUCCACAGAAUCAAAUGCCGCUUUCAGAUCCACAAACGUCGCCACCAGCUUCCCCCUCUCUUUCCUGACCUGUCUCCCUACUAAAUAAUUUAACACAUAAAUAUUUUCCAUUGUCCCUAAUCCUUUUCUGAAACCUGUUUGCUACUGCGGCGCCAGCCCCUUCCUCUCCACCUCCUCCUCAAUCCUUUUCGCCAAGAUUGCUGUGUAAAUCUUAUAGAGCGAAGGCAUGAGCGUUAUCCCCCUAUAAUCUCCCACCUUUUCUCCCUCUCCUCUUUUCACUAUAAGAAUUAUCACUCCUUCCUUCCACUCUUCUGGCCAGUCUUCUACUCUCCACACCUUAUUGCAAGUCACUCUAGCCAUCUCUAACCCCGCUCUUCCUCCGAAUUUCCAAGCCUCAUUAGGGAUUGCGUCUAUCCCCAUUGCCUUUUCUUUCUUCAUCCUCCCUAUUACCCUUACUAUUUCUUCCACACUUAUCUCUUCCUCCCCGCCUUCUCUCCUUCCUCCACCUGUAUCCAUUCUGACUCUUUCAUCCACCCCUCCCAGUAGGCUCAUGAAAUGCUCUCUCUUAUCCUUUCUACCUAUUUCCUCAUUUACCCUCUUCCUCCUAACUCUCCCUCUGUUCACUAUUUCCCAAACUUUUUGCUCCGUUCUCGCCUCCUCUAUCUCUUUCAUCGCCGUAUCUCUCUCCUCCUCUUGUUUCUUUUCGCAUAACUGUUUGUAUUCGGUCUUUUUCCUUCUGUAUUCCUCUCUCGUUCUUCUCCCUAUCCUCCAUUCUUUUAAUAUCCUCCUCGUUUCACGUUUCUUCCCCUUGCACUCUUCGUCCCACCAUCCCUCUCUACUUGUUCUUCCCAGUCUUCCCCCUUACUCUUCAUUUCUUUCUAUCUCUCUUUUCAAUUUUUUCGUUGUCUCCCUCACUAUCUCCUACACCCCGGCCUUCUCUAUUUUCACUCCAUUUAUCCCCUUUUGAUAUUCUUUCUUCAUUUCCUCAGAUCACUUGCCGCGCUUCCCUCCUUUUCCUCUGAUCUUACUCGAUUUCCUAUCCCUCUUUCCUUUCUUCAUGGUCAUUAUCAAUGGAUGAUGGUCCGACUCUAUCUUAUCACCUACUACUACCCUCUCUAUACCACUUCUCGUAUUUACAUCCCCUAGCACGUAGUUAAUCACCGUGCUGGCUCUCCCUCCCGUUUACGUAUAUUUUCCCUCUUCGUCCCCCUCAAUGCUUCCAUUCAGAAUCUCCCAACCAACCUCUCCUAGCACGUUCGUUAACAUCUGUCCCUCUCUUUUUACCUUCUUGUCUUUCGACUUUCUUCCUCUCGCUUCCUCCUCCUCCUUUUCUCCUCCUCUCCCUCCUGUCUCUCCUGUCCUUGCAUUGAAAUCUCCUCCUAUAAUUACCCUCCUUUCCUGUUCCUAUUCCUGUUCCUGUUCUUCCAUCUACCCUCUUAUUUUCUCCAUUCACAUACACUGCAACCACCGUCCAGCUCUUUUCUCCUGCCUUCGCUUUCCUCAUCAUGAUUCCCUCUUCUGCAUCCUCUCCGUUUUCAUCCCCAUAUUCAGCCAUCUUCGUUCUCACCCCCAUAACCAUCCAUCCUAUCCCUCUCCCUUUCUCAUUUUUCCUCUUCGCUCCUUGUGCUGUCCAUAUAUAUCCCUUUUGGCAAUUUUCUUUUGAUUUUCUCUCAGUUCUUUCCAACUAUCCGUGCCUCAAUUAAAACUAUUACCUCCCACUUUUCUAUUUCCUUCCAAAAUUCUUUGUCCUUACUCACUAAAUCUGCAACGUUCCAGAACGCUAUUCUCCAGCUCCCCCCACAUAUCUCUCUCUUACCGCCUAGCUUUCUCAAUUUUCUCCCUAUUUCCGUUCACCACCUUUCCUUUCUCCCUCAUCUUUUUCACCUUCUCCUUCACCUUCCCUGUCCUCCCCCACCCGGCCGACUUUCAGCCUCUCUUUUUCCUCAUCCCACAUCCACGUCCUUCCAUUAAUUGUUAUCUUCCUGUACCCCAUUCUUAUUUUCUUUUAUCUUAUCUUAUCUUCUUUCCUUACCUCCCUGUUCCCCAAUUCCUUCAGCAUCCACUGCAUUUUCCUUUCUCUCCAUGUCCAGUCAUCCCCUACUAGUUCGUUCCUCCCUUUGAGCCUGCUUUUCUUCUCCAUAAUCUCCCUUUUUUCUUCUACGUUUUUUAACCUUACCUUUAACAUCGUCUCUUCCCUUUCUUUUCUCCUCCUUCCUAUCUCCUCCACCUCCUCUACCUUCACCCCUGGCCCUAUUCUUUCUCAACCUCUUUAUUACCACGUUUCUCCUCCUAUCCUCCCUCUCUUUCUUCUCCAUCUUCCUCUUCAUUUCCAUAACCUUCUUUCCUAUCCUC
Molecule: messenger RNA, 4244 nt
Organism: Polistes dominula (European paper wasp)
Lineage: Eukaryota; Metazoa; Arthropoda; Insecta; Hymenoptera; Vespidae
Source: RefSeq, a predicted model, not a curated record